CCAAUUGACGAUCUCUAACUCACUCCAACGGACUCCAUUCACUCCUACCUAAACAAGUAAAUACCGCGGUGCGGACGUCUUGACGACCAACUUUACCCAAAGCCACCAACCUCGCUCGUCGAUAUCAACCUCAACCCUUCCAUUAAUCUUCAACAUUCACUUCGAUCCACCCUACUCAAUCGAAAAGAUGUCUUCUCCCGUCCGCCAGAACCGCUUCCAAUCAUUCACUCCCCUCCGCACUGGAACCCACUCUCUCCGCCGCCUCAAGACUGCCUUCUCGCCCACCCGCUCGGCGCGUUCCAUCUCCCCAAGCUCAUCCACCGGCACCACUUCCCCGUUGACCAGGACGGCAUCUCCCCACUCCCACCGCUCCGUCUCCAGCAACGGCAGCAUCCGUGAGCUUCUGAUGCUCCGAAGGAAGCCCAGCGUCCUCGACGCCGAGAUGGAGGAGGAGAAGCACCUCUUCAGCAACGAGCUCGAGAUGCUCGAACCCCGUCCCAUCGUCACAGGUCACGUCGAAGUCGGCAUCUUCGAGGUGCUCGGAGGAAACCGCUAAAGCAACCCUCCUGUUCUUGUUGCUAGACCAUCAGAAUGAUUUCAAUGAAGCUACUUGAAG
Aaosphaeria arxii CBS 175.79 is the source of this 616-nucleotide messenger RNA. RefSeq lists its product as uncharacterized. The transcript has a single exon. The record is from RefSeq and is a predicted model, not a curated record. The coding region runs from base 188 to 556 and encodes 122 amino acids. NCBI's taxonomy places the organism in Eukaryota, Fungi, Ascomycota, Dothideomycetes, Pleosporales.